Molecule: messenger RNA, 1550 nt
Organism: Anguilla rostrata (American eel)
Lineage: Eukaryota; Metazoa; Chordata; Actinopteri; Anguilliformes; Anguillidae
Product: arsenite methyltransferase-like
Exons: 6
Coding region: 245-988 (247 amino acids)
Biological process (GO): sterol biosynthetic process
Cellular component (GO): endoplasmic reticulum
Molecular function (GO): sterol 24-C-methyltransferase activity
Source: RefSeq, a predicted model, not a curated record
AAUGCUGCACUGACAUUGUCUCUAUUUAAACAUAUUCACUGGAGAGGAACGUUGAGCUUGGGUCUGACAAAGGUCUGUGACUGAAUUUGCUUCUCCUGCAUUCUGGGACCUGUGCGAGUACCUAAAGAUCAAGCAGUUUGGCCAGUCCAGUCAACACCAACUCGUACUGCCUGUAAUCCUAGAAACCUGACAACCAAAAACAAACUCCCUUCCUUGAAGCAACAUAAUAACCAGGACCACCUACAUGAUGAAAAAGCAGAUUACUAAUAUGACUGUAGCUAAAUUCAUGGGUAUUUCUCAGUGCCCAGCCUUCCUGGCUAAUGAAAUUACAAGCCAGCUGUCUCAUCCAAAGAAAAGCAUCAUGGGUCACUUUGUCUGGCAGUGUAUGGAAGUAAACAACACAUUCCUGAUGAAGAAUGCUGUAAAACUUUGUCAAAUACAACCUGACCACAAUAUCCUGGAGGUAGGGUUCGGGGCUGGUAUUGGAUUGCAUGAAGCCACAAAGUUUAUGACGGGCCCGGAGGGCAAGCUGUUUGGUCUGGACCCUUCUGAGUACAUGCACAAAGUGGCACAGGAGCGGCUGGCUUCUCACCUGGGUGCAGGUAAAGUGCACCUUCUGCGGGGGCAGGUGGAGAGCAUUCCCCUACCUGAUAAAUGCAUCCAUGGAGUCUACCACUCCAACUGCCACAUGUACUGGCCCGACAAGACUGCUGCUGCCACCGAGCUACUCAGGGUCAUGAAGCCAGGUGCAAGGAUGGUAGCCACAGUGGACAUGGCGGUCCUCAGGGGUGGGGUCAGGCAGGGCUUCUUCCAGGGCAUGUCUAUAGAACCAGAGCCUUACAUGGAAGCCCUGAAUGCCGUGGGCUUUGUGGAUGUGCACAAGGUAGAUAAGCAAGAUGGGAGCCGAAACUUCCUGGCCAUCUUUGCUACGGCUCCCCCCACCUCAGAAUGUUCCGGAGCACUGCGAAGCUACGCUGCAUUGAAUUGAAUUAGUCAUUUAGCAGACACUCUUAUCCCGAGCGACUCACGCAACUUAUUACAUAGCAUAAUUGCUCCCAUUUAUACAGCAGGAUGUAUACUGAAGCAAUACUUAACUGCCACCCACAUACACAUCACAGGACACAACAGGGCUCUGACAUCACUCUUAACACAACACAACAUCCUCAUCACUGGUAAAAAAUAAGAAAAUUUAAGAAAAAACAGGAUAAAAUGAGAUUUUCAAUUAACACAAUGUACUAUAAAUGCAGUUUUGGUUUUAUUCCAUGCUGGCUUUUAAGUAGGGCAUGUAUGCAUGAGUUCAAUAGAUAUCAUUGCAUAUUUUACAACAGUUUGUGAUAAAUAACCUAAAGAACCUAAGUUGAUCUCUGCAGAGCUUGCAAUAACUAAUUAAUGGCACUUUCCAAGCCUCUUGAGUGCAUCAAAAAUCAGAAAACUGUCUCACACGUGUGCAUUUUUUUCUCCCAGGGGGAGCAUUCCCCCUAGUCUGAAACGGUCAUACAAAUUUGGCCCCACCACAUCUGUAGCUGUCGUGCCACCUCUGAUGUAGCAUC